Molecule: messenger RNA, 1500 nt
Organism: Pocillopora meandrina
Lineage: Eukaryota; Metazoa; Cnidaria; Anthozoa; Scleractinia; Pocilloporidae
Source: the annotation of a GenBank genome assembly
GCAGCAUUAGAUCAUGACAUCAAAGGAAAAACCACAACUUUUGAAGCUGAGCACAAGGAAUGCAUCCGCGUGUUGCCAUACACAAAUGCAAGCGGUCAGGUUUAUGUCCAACUGUACGUAUUUUGUGACAAGAACAGUAUACCAGAAGAGUUAAAAGAAGCUGCUCAAGAGUUCUUCGGGGAGACGGGUGUUGAACUCAGAUGGACUAAUCUGUAUAAUUACGCGUCUAACAUACCAAAUAUUGUCUCGAAAGAUUUCAAACAAUUAGAAGUAUCCCAGGCUAAUGUUAUUUGUAAAAUAAUUAACAAAAAUCUGCCCGUAUUCUCCAAGCACCGUAACAUCACUGCAAUCCAGCCCUCUUUGAAGGUUACAAAUUCAAAGCAAACAAACUAUCCUUGCAUCAGAGUUUAUGUUCUUGGCAAAGGAUGCAUUCCCGUUGGCGAAUCGGAAAUCCCAAACGCCGUUGAGAAUUGUCCCGUAGACAUCGUGGAUGGAUUUUGGUUGGAAACUAUAGACACCCCCAAGCCCCUCACGGCACAUAAGCAGGAGAAAUAUCUUCGUUUAGGAGCAAGCAUAGGAGUUAGAGGGGCAAAAACUGCUGGGACCUUGGGAGCCAUUGUAAAAGAUGACAGCAGUUUUUAUCUACUCUCCUGUGAUCAUGUGAUCAACCAUGAAUGGGAGAGAGAGAUAAUACAUCCUGGAGGGGGCCAUUACUUGGCCUCUUUAAAAUACCACCUGACUGAGUACCAAAACUGGAUAAAUCGUAUCAUUGAACCAGAAAAUAGUUGGAUGGACAGCAAUCUAAUGCCAAAAAGUAUUUUUGAACACCUGAAAAACCAAGUAAAUUCGUUUUAUAACGCUACGGAUGUCCAACGGCAUCCGAAGUUAGAAGAGUGCGAGAGGAAAUUAGGCGAACUUUUCUCAGAGAAACCAAGAACUGUAGCAUACUAUAAAGAUGGUUUUCGCCAGAACAUGAAGAUUCCGGGCGGAUCAGAAUGUUUCAUUGAUGUUGCAAUUGCUGAGUUGACCGAUAAAGAAGUAGAAGCUCUAAAAGAAAAAGGUUAUGUCGAAAUUAUUGACACAACAAAUUAUCCAGAUGGCAAUGUCUCGAGGGAUGGGUCACAAAAUCGUGCGAAGGAAUGGUGUAAAAGUGGUAGCUCCACUGGAUAUACUACUCUGAAAAAUCAUUAUUACCUUGAAAAUGUGUUUUUAAAGACUGCCGAACAUGAAAGGCCAUCAUUCUUUCCAGGAAACCUCAAACCUCCUGAAACGUACGUAGGUGACGAAGUGUGGCGUGUAAGCUGCUUAUUGUUUCCACACAACCAGAAUGUAUUCUCUAAGCUGGGAGAUUCGGGGGCAGUCAUUUUUGAAAAAUCUGAGGGACAGCCUCAGGCGAUGUCAGGAUUUGGCAUUGUCCUUGGAGUAAUUUCUUCCGAGGCUGGGUGUGGCACCGUAGCCGCACCAUUAUUUAGUGCUCUCGACCUACUCUACGAAAAGUUG